AUGUUCGCGCGGUUCCGGGGCGCGCCGCCGCCGGCCGCCAGGCCGGCGCCCCCGCCGACGCCGAGCACUCACUACGGCCAGGGCGUCCCCGACGAGGACAUCCCGAUCGACGUGAAGUACUCCAAGCUCCUGGAGUGGCUCGUCGAUCGCAAGAAGACGCGCGCGGACUGGCGCGAGAAACUGCGCGCCAUUCAGGCGACGACCGCGUCGCUCGUCCGCAGUCUCCCGUCCCAUCUUCUGCGUCUGCACGGCCUCGGCGUCCCGGACGCGUCGAUAUUCGUCGGCGACGGCGGCGACGGCGUCGGGUGGGAUUACUUCCGAUGCGUGCUCGUGCGAGACGCGAUCGUGGCGGGCGCGUCCACCGCCGCGAGAGCUCAAGGGGGGGCGGUCGCUGAGGAGGAGGAGGAGGAGAAGGAGAAGGAGCCUGAUGAGAAGGACGUCGAGGACGUCGGCGGCGAGAUGACCGAGGCGAACGUGGACGACGGCGGCGACGGCGACGGCGACGGCGACGGCGACGCGGACGCGCCGACGCGCGGGCUCUUCGGCCGCCUCGCCGGCGUUGCGAAGAAGUGGGACGACGUCGUCCGCGCGUACGAGCGCGAUGGUCUCCACCUCCCGGAGACCGCGCUGGCGAUGGCGCGAGGCGUCGACCUCGAGAUCCCGCAUCACGACGCCAAAGCCGCGAGGGCGUCGAAACAGCUCGCGGACCUGGACCGGCGCGAGAGCGAGCUGAAGCGCGGUGUCGGGGUCGCGAGGGAGGCGUACAAGAGUGCGUGCGACGCGCUCGGGGUGAGCGCGGCCGCGGCCGCGGCGGGGAGGGGGGGGGACGGAGGAAACGGAGGAAAAGCAUUCGCCGAGGAGCUGAAGCGCAUCGCGGGGGGGCUCGACGACGCGUUCGCCGAGUGCGCCGCGCUCGCGCGGAAGAGCGACGUCGGCGAGGCGAUGACGCGCUACGCGGAGUGGUGCGCGUGGGCGCACGGCGACGCGCGCGGCGCGGAGACGUUCACGCCGACGUUGCUCGAGCUCCGAGCGUACGAAGACGGCGCGACGAUCGAGCCGCCCGCGACGAAGACGACGACGACGGCGGCGGCGGUCGACGACGACGCCGCGCCGCCGCCGCCGACGAUCGUCGAGCCCCCGAGCGGCGGCAUCGACUGGGACAUCGGCGACGCGUCCGCCGGCGGCCCCGAGGUGGUCGCGCCGCCCGCGGGGGGGAUCGACUGGGACCUCGGCGAUCUCGCGGUGGACGGCGGCGACGACGCCGCGGACGGUGCCGCGAUGAUCGUGGAACCCCCCGCCGGCGGCAUCGACUGGGACCUCGACCUCGGCGUCGAGGUCGAGAUCGAGCCGACCGGGGAAGCGCCCACCGUGGUCGACGCGCCCGAGGGCGGGAUAGACUGGGGCAUCGCCGUGGAAGACGUCGCGCCCGCGGAGGAGGACGACGACGCCGCCGCCGACGGCGGGUUCUCGCUCGACGCCGCGAUGGCUUCUGUCGCGACGAUCGACGUUUCGUCGACGGCGACGGCGAUCGCCGCCCGCGUGCCGUUCCACGCGCGUCUCCGCGACCAAGACUUCCGCGCGGCGCUCGUGAACGAGCUCUCGGAGCUCGCGGCGUUCUUCUCCCAGCGCGUCGCGGAUUCGCGAUCGCCGGAGACGACGUCACUGCUGGCGUCGGCGCCGGCGUCGAUCCAACGCUCGUCCGCGCCGGACGUCCUCGCCGACCUCCGCGCCGCCGUCCUCGCGCCCGUCGCGACGCUGCGCGCCGCGAGGACGCGGAAGCUGCUGCUCAUCGCGA
Micromonas pusilla CCMP1545 is the source of this 1795-nucleotide messenger RNA. RefSeq lists its product as uncharacterized. Gene Ontology annotation, biological process: regulation of mitotic cell cycle; regulation of cyclin-dependent protein serine/threonine kinase activity. The annotation marks the transcript as partial. The transcript has 2 exons. Gene Ontology annotation, cellular component: endomembrane system. The record is from RefSeq and is a predicted model, not a curated record. Lineage: Eukaryota; Viridiplantae; Chlorophyta; Mamiellophyceae; Mamiellales; Mamiellaceae.